GGGCGCGGUGGCGAUGGCGGAGGAGGCGACGCGGCGGGCGGUGGCGGAGCUGCCGCUGCUGCGGACGGCGGCGGGGCCGCGGGACCGGGAGCGGUGGGCGGAGAGGCUGAAGGAGGAGUACCGGGCGCUCAUCCAGUACGUGGAGAACAACAAGAACGCCGACAACGACUGGUUCCGCCUCGAGUCCAACGCCGAGGGCACCCGGUGGUUCGGGCGCUGCUGGUACAUCCACGAGCUGCUCAAGUACGAGUUCGCCAUCGAGUUUGAUAUCCCGGUGACGUACCCCAGCACCGCCCCCGAGAUCGCCAUCCCGGAGCUGGACGGGAAGACGGCCAAGAUGUACAGGGGGGGCAAGAUCUGCCUCAGCGACCACUUCAAGCCCCUCUGGGCCCGCAACGUGCCCAAGUUCGGGCUGGCGCACCUCAUGGCGCUGGGGCUCGGCCCCUGGCUGGCCGUGGAGAUCCCCGACCUCAUCGCCAAGGGCCUGAUCCAGCAUAAGGAGAAGUGAGCGGGGCACGGGGGGGGGCAGCGCACCCCCGGGAGGUGCUGACCCCCCCCCCCGCAGCCCCUCCCCCCCCCCCCCCUUUUUCCCGCUGUCCCCCAAUAAACGCUGCAGCCCUC
Cygnus olor (mute swan) is the source of this 621-nucleotide messenger RNA. RefSeq names its product ubiquitin-fold modifier conjugating enzyme 1 (gene UFC1). Gene Ontology annotation, molecular function: UFM1 conjugating enzyme activity. The coding region runs from base 14 to 508 and encodes 164 amino acids. Gene Ontology annotation, cellular component: cytoplasm. The transcript is spliced from 6 exons. Gene Ontology annotation, biological process: protein K69-linked ufmylation. NCBI's taxonomy places the organism in Eukaryota, Metazoa, Chordata, Aves, Anseriformes, Anatidae. The record is from RefSeq and is a predicted model, not a curated record.